Molecule: messenger RNA, 2155 nt
Organism: Etheostoma spectabile (orangethroat darter)
Lineage: Eukaryota; Metazoa; Chordata; Actinopteri; Perciformes; Percidae
Gene: gpr141
Product: G protein-coupled receptor 141
Exons: 2
Coding region: 252-1208 (318 amino acids)
Biological process (GO): G protein-coupled receptor signaling pathway
Cellular component (GO): membrane
Molecular function (GO): G protein-coupled receptor activity; oxysterol binding
Source: RefSeq, a predicted model, not a curated record
CACACACACACACACACUCGCACACACAUCCACUGGUUGUCAGGAACUCACAACGCAGAAUAAGUUUAGUUUCAUAACCUCUUUGAGCAAGUGCAUCCAAGCAGAAACACAGACACUCUUUUGUCAGAUAUAUUGCUUGCUCGCAGACAAGCUGCACUUCUGCUCGAUGGAGACAAUGUGAUUUAAUGUAUUAAUGAGGAAAUAGCCUACAAAUAUCUCUUCAUUUGGUUGGCAGUUCUUCAAACCAAAAGAUGGCUUCCAUGAUAAAUUCCACGGCAACAACCUCAAUGAUGAACUCAAGCUCCCCACCCACAACCACAAUGUCGCCGGCUGAUGUUACAAAGUACACCCCAGUGCUUCUGGUCAUCUACUCUGUGGUUCUGCUCUGCGGUAUCAUCAGCCUGAGCCUGAUGAUGCACAUCCUGAAGUCCAGCACCACAUCCAUAACCUCCAUCGCUGUACUCAACCUCAUCUUUGCCCACUUCCUCUUCCUUCUCACUGUGCCCUUUAGGAUUCACUACUACGCCACUAAUGAUUGGGCCCUGGGCUAUGGGUGGUGUAAAGUGGUCAGCGGCAUGAUCCACAUCCACAUGUACAUGUCUUUUCUCUUCUAUGUGAUCAUCCUCAUUACGCGCCUGAUGACGUUCUACCUCAAAGCUGAGCAGGGGGCCUCCUUCCAGAAGAUUCACGCACUCCUUGUCAGUGCUGUGGUGUGGAUGGUGGUGCUUGUUGUGGUCCCUUUCAUUAUGUAUUUUAUCUAUGGCAAAGAAAAUAAGCAUCAUUGGUCGGAAUCCAACAAUGUGACACACUGCUUCAAGUUUGGCAACAGCCUACAGCCUGGUCCAGCCAAGACGGUCAACUACAUUAUAAGCACAGUCAUCAUAGUGGUGGCCACGGUGCUGACGGCCCUCCAAGCCAAUGUCCUAAGGGUUUUAUACAGGAAGCACCGCCAGGGUUGCACCUCUCAACAGGACUUUGGGGCUCAGCUGAAGGGCCUGUGCUUUGCUCUCAUCAUGGUGGUCUGUUUCAUUCCCUACCACAUGUUCCGGCUUUAUUACUUAGAACACCUCAAUCUGCAGGACGUCAAUGAGUUGUUUCUGAGUCUGACCACCUUUAACUGUUUGGACAUGCUCACCUUCUUGGGGAGGAGGAGCUGCUACGCAUGCUUUCCAGCAGUGAUACAAGACAUGUUUAGAUCCUUUACUUGAGUAAAAGUAUCAAUUGGCUAACACACCGCCAAAACACUGUGUUACAACUAAAAGUCCUGCAUUGAAAAUCUUACUUAAGUAAAAGUAUCUAAGCAUCAUCAGGAAAAUGUACAUAAAGUAUUACAAAUUAAAAAAGUACUCAAUGCACAAAAAUCCUCACAUUUUAGAAACUGGAAACCAAAACAAAACAAAACAAACCCUAACCAAAACAGUUCUGUGUUGAAACGGCUUAGCGUUUCCGCUGGACUUAUAUAUUGCCUAUACAUUGUUGGGUGGUUUAAUUUAUAACAAAACAUAGUAUUUUAAAACUACACAUGUUUUGUGUGCAAAAGUCUUAAGUCUUAGUCUUAUUUUACUGUUUUACUAUUUGCUAUAUUUUGUUACUUUAUUUUACUGUAGUGCCUUAGCAAGGUUUUUAAUUAGAGCACUGCUUACAAAAAAAUCAUUAAAACUAACAAUUAGAUGUCCACCCACUGUUGUGUCACAUGCAUUUUUUUCAGUGUGAUGUUACUUACAUGACUGUGUUUCUGUAUCUGUUCCUGUAAAAUUAUUACAUUGUAUUUUGCCAUUAUUUGAUAGCUGAAAGUGUAGAGAGAGGAACGACAUGCAGUAAAGGUUAUGUGGUAUGUAUCUUAAUCAGUAGGCUACCAGGGCCUAUAACACAGUGUUUCUUUCUCAGGAAAUGUUGAAAGAAUUUGACAUGACUGGAAAAUACCUUUUGAGUUUUACUCAAAAUUGAUGCACUCUUGCCAUCUGCUGGUCUUUGUAUAUAUUACACAGGCUUCAAACUUGAAAUCUAUAAUGCUAGAUAAUGCCAUUGGUCUUUAGGUUCCCUUCAUGUAUAAGACGUGUAAGUGGAAAUGAAUGAAUAAACAUGUGUCACCGUGUUUGCUAACACUUAACCCCUGUGUACUUAGCUUGAGUGAAAUAAAUGUCUAAAAUUGUUA